This is a messenger RNA of Didymodactylos carnosus, 252 nucleotides long. The record is from the annotation of a GenBank genome assembly. NCBI's taxonomy places the organism in Eukaryota, Metazoa, Rotifera, Eurotatoria, Philodinida, Philodinidae.
AUGGAGUCAUGUGGGGUCAGCUGGAGUCAAGUGGAGUCAGCUGGAACCUCACAGGGUCUCAUAUCGGGCUCCAGUACUAUGGAGUCAUGUGGGGUCAGCUGGAGUCAAGUGGGCUCAUCUGGGGACAGCCGGAGUCAAGUGGGCUCAUGUGGGGACAGCUGGAGUCAAGUGGAGUCAGCUGGAACCUCACAUGGUCAGCGGGAGCGAAGUGGUAUCAUGUGGAGUCAGCUGGAGUCUCACACAGUCUCAUGA